Messenger RNA from Malurus melanocephalus (red-backed fairy wren), 9113 nucleotides. RefSeq names its product regulatory factor X3 (gene RFX3). Gene Ontology annotation, biological process: regulation of transcription by RNA polymerase II. Gene Ontology annotation, molecular function: DNA-binding transcription factor activity, RNA polymerase II-specific; RNA polymerase II cis-regulatory region sequence-specific DNA binding. The coding region runs from base 317 to 2566 and encodes 749 amino acids. Lineage: Eukaryota; Metazoa; Chordata; Aves; Passeriformes; Maluridae. Gene Ontology annotation, cellular component: nucleus. The record is from RefSeq and is a predicted model, not a curated record. The transcript has 17 exons.
GCUCGGCCGCGCCGCCGCCCCCGCCUCCCUCCGUCCGCCCGUCGGUCCCUCCCUCCCGCUCCCGCUCUCCUUUUGUGAGUUAUAGCAACCGUUGCCUUGUGAGUCGAGCGCCAUAGUCACCGUAGUCCUGGCGACUGUUACCCAUCAACAACAGCCGCUCCGCUCCCGCUCCUGCUCCUCCUCCUCCUGCCGCUGCUCCGCACCCCCUGCCUCACCGUCACCCACCACAACAACAACAACAACAACCGCAGCCGCCGCCAGCAGCAGCAGCGACAGCGGGAGCGCCGCCGCAGCCCGCCCCGGCACAGAGAUCACAAUGCAGACAUCAGAGACUGGGGCGGAUACAGGUUCGACUGUGACUUUACAGACAUCUGUGGCUGGCCAGGCAGCAGUGCCCACACAGGUAGUACAGCAAGUACCAGUUCAGCAACAGGUACAGCAAGUGCAGACUGUGCAACAAGUACAGCAUGUCUACCCAGCCCAGGUUCAGUAUGUGGAGGGAAGUGACACAGUCUACACUAAUGGAGCUAUCCGAUCAACAACUUAUCCUUACACAGAAACCCAGAUGUACAGUCAAAACACUGGGGGAAAUUAUUUUGAUACUCAAGGAAGUUCUGCACAGGUGACAACAGUGGUCUCGUCUCAUAGCAUGGUGGGCACUGGAGGGAUUCAGAUGGGCGUAACAGGAGGACAACUCAUUAGCAGCUCAGGAGGGACCUAUCUGAUUGGCAAUUCAAUGGAAAAUUCUGGUCAUACAGUGACUCACACAACGCGGGCCUCCCCAGCGACAAUUGAAAUGGCGAUUGAGACACUGCAAAAGUCUGAUGGUCUGUCCACUCACAGAAGCUCUCUUCUCAACAGCCAUCUUCAGUGGCUUUUAGACAACUACGAAACUGCAGAAGGAGUGAGCCUUCCAAGAAGUACCCUUUACAACCAUUACUUGCGACAUUGUCAGGAGCACAAGUUGGAUCCAGUCAAUGCUGCCUCCUUUGGAAAACUCAUACGGUCAAUCUUCAUGGGGCUGCGGACCAGAAGACUUGGAACUAGGGGGAACUCCAAAUAUCAUUACUAUGGGAUUCGUGUCAAGCCAGACUCUCCUCUUAAUCGACUACAAGAGGACAUGCAAUAUAUGGCCAUGAGACAACAGCCCAUGCAGCAGAAACAGAGGUAUAAGCCUAUGCAGAAAGUGGAUGGGGUUGCAGAUGGCUUCACAGGAAGUGGUCAACAGACAGGCACAUCUGUUGAACAGACUGUAAUUGCCCAAAGUCAACAUCAUCAGCAGUUUCUAGAUGCRUCUCGAGUACUGCCAGAGUUUGGAGAAGUUGAAAUAUCUUCUCUGCCAGAUGGUACUACCUUUGAGGACAUCAAAUCACUACAGAGUCUUUAUCGAGAGCACUGUGAGGCAAUACUGGAUGUGGUUGUUAAUCUUCAGUUCAGCCUGAUAGAAAAAUUGUGGCAAACUUUCUGGCGCUAUUCUCCUUCUGCUCCACCUGAUGGCACUCCUGUUAAUGAACCAAGCAAUCUGAGUGAAAUAGAAAGUCGACUUCCAAAAGCAAAGCUGAUUACUCUGUGCAAGAAUGAGUCUAUYCUGAAAUGGAUGUGUAACUGUGACCAUGUGAUGUACCAGGCUUUGGUGGAGAUUCUCAUUCCUGACGUCCUUAGACCUAUUCCUAGUGCCUUGACCCAAGCCAUUCGCAAUUUUGCAAAAAGCCUUGAAGGUUGGCUUUCAAAUGCCAUGAACAAUAUUCCACAGAGGAUGAUACAAACCAAGGUUGCCGCUGUAAGUGCCUUUGCCCAGACUCUGCGAAGAUACACAUCUCUUAAUCACCUGGCUCAAGCAGCUCGUGCUGUGCUUCAAAAUACUUCUCAAAUCAACCAGAUGCUCAAUGAUCUCAACCGUGUUGAUUUUGCCAAUGUUCAGGAGCAGGCUUCCUGGGUGUGCCAGUGUGAUGACAACAUGGUUCAGAGACUGGAAACCGAUUUCAAGAUGACUCUUCAACAGCAGAGCACUCUGGAGCAGUGGGCUGCCUGGCUUGAUAAUGUAAUGAUGCAAGCGUUGAAACCGUAUGAAGGAAGACCCAGCUUUCCUAAAGCAGCACGGCAAUUUCUGUUAAAAUGGUCUUUCUACAGCUCAAUGGUGAUUCGGGAUUUAACCUUGCGCAGUGCUGCUAGCUUUGGCUCUUUUCAUCUGAUCCGCUUGCUUUAUGAUGAAUACAUGUUUUACUUAGUAGAACAUCGUGUUGCUCAGGCAACAGGAGAGACACCUAUUGCAGUUAUGGGAGAGUUUGGUGAUUUAAAUGCUGUGUCCCCUGGAAAUAUGGAUAAAGAUGAGGGCAGCGAAGUUGAAAGUGAAAUAGAUGAAGAGCUGGAUGAAAGUGGAGAACCACAAGCCAAGAGGGAGAAAACUGAGCUAAACCAGGCAUUCCAGGUGGGCUGCAUGCAGCCAGUGCUUGAGAGUGGAGUACAGCAGAACCUCCUGAACCCAAUUCAYAAUGAGCACAUUGUUGCAACUACUCAGACUAUAAGACAAUGCAGUGCUACUGGAAAUACAUAUACUGCAGUCUAAUGUGAAACCUCCCCUGGCCUCCGACACACGCCCCAUUGCAUUAGCCGCUUAGGUUUAUUAUGAAAAAAAAAAGAAAAUAAGUCUGAAGGUUGACUGUUGUCAAAUGUAACUGUUCUGAUCAUUAUUUUGUUGGAGUUGUUAAAUGGAAUGGGUGUAUGUAUUUUGCCAGGUCUGUUUAAAAACAAAAAAAUUUUUGUAAACUAAUCAUUUUAUGUUGGCCGCUUGAUAGGAAGAGGUUUCUUUGUAUCAAAUGCAAGGAAGAUUUUUGCAAAGUUUAAUAUUAAUGUUUUGUCCUCAUACAAUAAUUUAAUUUUUUCAUAGUUUAAAAAAUAUUUUAAUGUUAAUUAUUAGUUAUGCUGAUUUCAUAUAGAUAGGUUUUUAAUUAGAUGCACUUCUGUGAAAUAUCAAAAGAACUAUUUUCUUUGAUUUACACUGGAGGCAUACUUAUUUGACAGCAGAUGUAUCAAAUUUGUUAUAAAAGGUGCUUUUCAUCGUACUACGAGAAGACACUAUUUUGAUAAAAUUGUGAGUAUUCAGGGGGAUUUUUUUGUAAUAAUGCUGGAGGGUUGAGAAGAUCUCCUAGUUUCUUUCUGUGAGGAAGAAGCUAUUUAAAUGACAGAAUUGUAACAGAAUGUGGUAAUCUGUAUGGCAUAAAUGUACCUAAUUAUCUGAACAUGAUAUAAACAAUGCAAGCUUCGUUUAAAAUCAACAGUUUCAGAUAUUAUUUGCAUACCAGUUCCUCUGUUCUGAAGACUACUGAUUCUAUAUGUGAGGCCACUGAGCAAAUGCUUUUGGUUGUUCAGURGCACUGUAGUUGUUAGAAAUUGAAGCUAAAGAAGUGACUUGAUUAUUGUUAAUUUUAAGUGUAUGUGCUACUUAUGCUGAACUGGACAUACAGGAAAACAUUCCAUUUGGAUGACUUUCUUCUAUUCCAGGUCUUUUCCUACUAGUGGUUCAAUCUGCUGCUCUUAGAAAAGAUGAUUUAUAGAAUGCAAGGAAUGUAGCAACCUGCAUCAUUUUCCUUUCAAAAACAUUUCCUUGUUGUUAAAGUGGAUUUAAAUUUUUACAAAAAUUAGACAAGGCAGUGUAACUGGCACACCUCACUUGUACUUAUUCCCAAUUGUGUAUAAUUUGAAUAGGUGGCUAGAUGGACCAUUGCCAUUUAAGAAUGUACAUCAGGGAUCAUUGUACCUCGGCUAUUACAUGGUGCCUUAAACAGAACUGAAGCUAAGACUUAAUACUUUUUGUUAUUCUUAACUCUUAAAUUAAUUCAACAAGGUGUGCCUGUCAUUUUCAAAUUCCCUAAGAAGUAAGGACAGGUUACAUAGCCUUCAAAAGAAUAAAAAGAUUUUUUUAUUAUUAAAUGAUUUUAAUAUCCCUCUUAGAAUGACAAUAGACCUAUUUUUUCUCGUUUCUAGCUGGAUUUCACUUUAAUACAAAUAAAAUUGCUUGGGAAUUUGGAAAGCAAAACUAGCUUUAAUACCAACUUCAAAUGUCAAAAUAGAUUGACCAUAGUCUCAAGCAUGAUUAUAUAUUUUCUAAACCCUUGCCUACUUUUAAUUUUAAAAACUAAAAAGAAAAAAAUGAGCAGGUACAUAAUGCAGUGCAUGUUUUCAAUUUCUAUAUUUUGUGGUGUAUCAGCCAGAUACUACAUCUUAAGGGUUAAAUAAUAUCAGUUUAUAGAGACCAUAUUAAUUGACAUUAAAGAACUCGAGUUUUUCUUCACAAACAUUUCAUUAUGCAGACACAUGAAUUCGCUACACUAAAAUAAUGGAAUUACAUAAGAAAAAAAGCCAAAAAGUGAACAAAACCACAAAAAUAUCAACUUUACAGAAAAGUCUUUGAUAAAAAAUUACAAUUUUUUAAUUCUUGUUUAUCUAGUGUGUCUGAAAAUUACUUUAAAGUUCUACAUACCAAAUGGAAGAAGAGCAUGUAAAAUGGAAGUGUAUUUAUAGCAAACAAGUUUGUUGCUAGAGUUUACAUAUGCUCCAAAUACAGCUGCACAUAAACUAAAAUGUCCUAACAUUACUGGUGCACAAAAAUAAAUUUUAAUUCCUUUGCAGAAUUGUGGACCCAUUAGCUCAUUCUGUGUAGGCAUAAUUCCUACUAAUGUCAGUAGAUGGCUUUUGCCUAAGUAACAAGUAAAAGUGAGGUUUAUAUUCAUAAUUUCUAAACUCAUAAAUGCACUGAAUCUCAUUAUAGAUUUUGUUGUCACAUAUAUCGCUCAGUGUGUCCUGAUUUUUCCUUAGAAAUCAGCACAUCUGUACCCUUCACCAAAAAUGGUAAAACUAAGCUGUGAUAAAUAUUUACUCCCCUUCAUUGUGCAUUAUAAGAUGUUUACAAGUAAAAUAAAGUGAAAUAAUUCAACUUUUUUUUCAUUUUCAGCUUUUUUUUUAAUACUGUAGUACUUGUUUUAAUUUUUGUGUUGGUUUGUGUUUUCUUAUUCUUAUCCUUUAUUGGUUUGAUGUUGAAUUUGUUGUUGCUGAGAAAAAAGUACAAUUGUAAAACGUAAAUCUAGUUUGCUAAAUAUUGUGGGACUUCAGUAUCUUUCAUUAUUUAGCUCCCCACUCCACUCAGUUGUCACAAAGUGAAAAAAAAAAACUGGACAAAAAUCUGAAUACAAAAAAUGGAAUGUAUUUCAUAGCUUCUAAAAACAAGAAGUUGUCAAAAGAAAUUGGAAAUAUCCCAGGUUCAGAAAACUGACUGGAGUCUGUAUUCUUAUCUUUAAAUUCUGAAGAUUUUGCCAGAUUUUUUAGAGCAACUGUUUACUGUGUUGUAAACUUAGAGAUUUGGARGUCUUUUGUUUUGUUUUUUGCUGAAAUUUUAAUCAAACACUUAGAUAAAACAUUUUGCACACUCUUGCUGUUUAAUAGUUGGGUUUUAGUAACCAUUGAAGUAGAGAGAUAUGAAUACCUCAGUGUGUAUUCUGUAACAUGUAGUGUGCGGCUGCAUUGCCACACCAGCUCUGAAGACUGCUGUCAAUGCUAUGGAGAGGUGUAGCAUGUAUCCACAGGGUAGACAUUAGGAGAGUUGACAUGAUUUAUGUGUUUUAUCUAAUCUUGAAAUGGAAUCCAGAAUAAUUGUUUUAGAGUCAUUUCCCCCAUUAGCACAAAUAGCUCAGUGAAGAGUGUGGGGGAAGAAGUCUUGUUGAACUACCUUUUCAAAGCACAGGGCCCAAUUUUCAAAAGUUUUAUAUUUGUUAAAAUGUUCUGGUACAUUUUCAUCUUCCUUGUGGUAAAUCAGUUUUAAAAUAUCUUUUUUCCUUUUUUUCACUUUUUUCCUCUUGUACUGUAGCAUGUUCUAAGCACCUUCAUUUUUAAAAAGUUCCAUAAAGAUUUGGAAAAUAGAUGUUAAAUUAUUCACUUAUAAAAUUAUGAUUUACAGCAUUACUGCCUUUAGUUCAAAAAAUAAGAAAAUAAUGUUCUGUCAUUCAGGAAUGCAUAGGUCUAUAUACCAAUUUAGUUUAAAGCGAGGUAUUUUUAAAUAUCUGAAACACUUUUUCUUUAAACUUGUUUUCCCUAGGAAAAAUGAUCUGAUAUUUUUAUCAUUCUCACCAAUUGACAUCUGCACUGUUUAGAAACAAAACAUGUUAGAGAUGCACUGCAAUCCAAUUUAAUUCAGAAUGCUUUUACAAAACAAAACCAACCACUGAGAGCCAUAAACGUGCUGACAAAACCCCUAGAUUUAUUAGUAAUAUAAGUAUUCAACAAUAAUUUCAGAGUUCAAAAUACUAAUUUGAGAGAGCAAGAAUAAUUUCUGAAAAUUGGGCCCUUGUCAGASUAACAGGACAUGCUCUUUGUAUAUGGUUCAAAGCAAAUUGAUACAUGGCAUUCUAGUAUCUCUGCUAAUUUGUUUGAUGAUUUAACACUGACAAUAAAAACUGGAAUAGAAGCAUAAACACACAGUGCUUAAUUCUAGUAUUAGGAAAUUAAUUUGAUAUAAUGCCUUGCAUUAACCCUUUGAGCAUUGUAAGUAACAUGAUGGGGACAAAGAUUUUUAGAUAAUUUAAUUAGUCCACUGAGCAUAUACUUUGAAAUAGCUUAUAGUGUUGUAAAGUUUUUUUUAAUUAUGUCUAAAGUAAAUACUUGCAUACUAUAUGGGGAUGUUUUUUAUUAAUAGGGGGCUCAGUAGAUGUAGGCAAAUAUUCAUUGCCAUUGAUGUGUACUGUCUAAUAGAAAACAGUACUUCAGCUCCCUGUUUUCAUAUUUGCAUAUAUAUACAAAGAAAAUCAAACAUGAUUCUACAGAUAGGAAGUUGUCUACUUUAAGAUGCCUUUAGAAGAUAAAGGUUUAGAAAAUAUAUUCAGCUAUUUUGAAAAUCUGAGAUAGAUUAGUAUUGGAAUACUCUGGUACUGUAAAAGAGAAAUCUUUAGAAUUAAAAGAAGGUUUAGUAAUAAUAAAUUUUGCAGAAUAUUAGAUGUGUUUGCAUUGAAAUUUUUGGCAGUGUUGUGAGAAACAGGAACAAAAAGUGCACAAUUAUGGUGAUAUUCCUUUUAAAACUCAGUCACUGCGAUAAUGACUAGCUAGAAGAUGAAGGUGUUUUAUUAAAUUUCACAUACAAGGUACAGUUUGUUUAGCCCAUAUUGAAUGUCAGAACCUUAAAAGCAACCUAGAAAUUGCACGAGCAAAUAUUUUUAGAAGUCCCUUUGUUCUUACAGUUACUGUUUACAGGAACAAGGGAACAAGCAUAACUUACAGAUACUGAUGCCACCUUACUAAGUGAGAAUACAGUACAUUUUUUACUGGUUUCUUGCAGUAUCAGUCAGCAAACACUAAAGCAGCUGAACUUUUUAUGUUUAGCUGAAGGCAAAGARAAAGGAUACCAUUUUAAGUUAUUUAAGGGAAUUACGUCAGUAGUGUAGUGCAAGUAAGUUGUAAACAUUUUUAGUCAGUUAAUGCAAAUUAAUGCAUAAUUAAUUAACAUAAAUGCAAUACUCAAAGGGUUUUAAUUUAACAACUUUUUUUAUUCAUAAUUUACUGUAAAUGCUUCUGAGUUUGCAUGCCUUGAUCAUUGCUGCUAGUGAUUUUAUGUGCCAGUAGACCUGAGUUUAAUUUACCAAUUUAACUAAGAAAUAGUAAAAGCCACUUACAAAGUGACUGCCUAGUGUUUGUUUGAAGUAAAAUAUGCCUUAGUUUGAAAACUCUUCAUUUUAACUCUUCUUUUAUUCAGAUUUUUUUCCCUUUUCCUGUUGAAAAAAAUAAAUUGGCAUUUUGGGAUUGGAAGCCCUGAGUAGUUUAAUAUUUGGUAAGAAUUGUUCUUGGAGAUUGCUCAUUAAGGCUGAAAUUCGCUGUAGAAAAAAAGGCCCAGAAAAAGCCUAUGAGCAUCAAAUGAGCCUCACUUAACACUAAUUCAGGAAGAUGUUCUUUGUAUGUUCUUAAGCACUUUCUUGGUUAUGGUGCAAACAUCUUACAGGAAUUUUCAGUUCUGGAUUAAUUUUACUCUGAAAUAAUAAAUGUCUUUUUAGAAAUAAUGUAGACUUCAGAGGAACAACUUUGAAUGGAUUGGUUUUUAACAGGAACUCAGUUCAAUUCUUUUUGACUCACUGAUACCAGCAAAAGUUUUUUACACAAAAAAUACUUAAUGGGUUCCCCAAGUAAGGUUUCUUUCCGUACAAUAUUAAAGUGACUGCCUUGUAUUUAAACAUUAAAUACCCAUCUUAAAGUAACCCAGUAAAGCAAUUUAAAAAGUGUUGGGAAAAUACCACUUUGUACCAAAGCAAGUUGCCCAUCUCCACUCAUAUCCACUGAAAAUUUGGAUUUACAGUUAAUAACCAAUGAGGCUGUUAAAGAAACUUUGAGUGCCUUUCAAAAACUUGGAAAAUUGUGCCUGAGGUGGUAAACUUUAAUUAGGUUAAUUCUAGAGCUACCAAUCAGUAAUUUUAUCAUCACUCAGGGCUUUCGUACCUUCUAGGAAACUUCCUUUGUUGCAUUUAUUUUAUACUGUAUUUUUUUUAAGUGCCAUCAUUUAAAUUUCACUUAGUAAGUGGCAGAUUACAUUAUCCAGUCCCACAGCACAGAAACAUCAUAACACUAGGACACAUUCAAACUCUUAUUUUCCAGUUGACUGAAUAUAUUAUGUAAAUGAGGUAAGCAACUUUUUGUAGAUUGUAUGUGUGAGAUAAUGUAAUGUUCUUUUCCAGUUUUUGGGCUACAGUUGAAUAUACUUUUUAAUUAUUUAAAGAAGACAUCUUUACAGAAUAACGUGAUGGUUUUUUUUGUAUAAUGUAUUUGAUUUUGUAAAUACGUAUUUCCUGAUGUGAUUUUUGUGACAAAUGCUAAAUCUUUUAGUAUAUAAUGUCCUCUCAAAACUGGCAGGAGCUAAAUAAUAGUUUGUUGGCAAUUUGUAUUGUGUACUGUACAAUAACUGGGGACCUUUUAUAAUUAUAAAAAUAUAUAUUAACUUUUAGUGUGUUGUAUAAAAAAAUGACUGGAACAUACUAAAGACAGUAGGAUUUUUCUGAAUAUUUCAGACUUGAACUCAGGCUAGCUUUCUUGUGUUUUUCAAAACAAAAUUGUGUCUUGUCUUUUAAAAUCAAUAAAUUUGUUUU